AUGGCAGAUGCAUCCCGUACGCCCAACUUUGCCCUGGGCGAUGCAUCCGGUGUCAACACCGCGCUGUCGUUCAUGAUCAUGAUGGUGGAUACUACGGAGGAGGGCUCGAGACGGAUACAUUACAUGCAGACUGAUUUCAAGGCGACGGGCGAAAAGACGAAGAUCGAAUCGUCGAGUGAGCCUGCCGUGAAGUACACGGCGCCGGGCAGCUUGGGAGAGACUGGUAAACGGGAGUAUUCGUUUCUGAUGUACUUGCAGCGCGGCGAGACCAGCUUGGGUGAGAUUCCCGCGGCGGGUGAUGAGAUCGACGUCAAGGAGUUUGAGCAGAAGAACGGGUUGCCGGAGGCGAGAGCCGGGCUGGCGAUUUCUGUGGAUAUGGGAGGAGAAGACGGCCAGAAUACCGAGACGGAGGUUGCCACGACCUCGACGGCUGCCACGACGAGCGCCACGAUGUCGUCCACCUCUGAUCCUGUUACGACUACAUCGUCUUCGACGUCGGUCCCGCCACCACCACAACAGCAACCACCGCCAGCAGCAUCGUCGCCGCCACCACCACCAGAGUUGGACGACCCAAACAACCCGCAAGAACCGAACAACCCGCAGCAGCCAGACAACGACGGCGACCCAGUUCUGUUCCCGUUCCCCUUCUCAUUCCCAUUGUCCACGCCCGCAGGGGGGACGGGUAUCUUUGCAGAUCCUCCAUUAGGCACGGGUGCGUCCACCAUUGCUCCCAGCAUGACAGUCACCACCAUACUCCCCGGUCCACCACCACCACCACCACCAGCAGCUAACAAUGCCACCACACUCUCCCGCCUUCCAGGGCGUAACGCACCCAUACCCACACCCACUCUCACUCUCACUCAGCCUACUGACGUCGAGACAGAAGCCGAGCUAGACCCGACGGGGGCUCCCGACGCGGCAGAAACGCCCGCCCAAGAGGAGCCAGAGAUCCCCGUUGAGACGCAGACGAGCGUUGUCUUCGUUCGGCCGGGUGGUAGCACGACCUCUGUGGAAGACGCGGACGCGAACGCGAACGCCGCGGGCCCCGAAGAGACCCUGCAAUCUCAGCAGGAUUCGGGGUCGCAGAAGAUGGGGGUGACGGGACAUCUUCCGCUGGUCUUCACGCUGGGCGGUGCCGUCGUUGGUGUCUUUAUGGCACUCUUGACGCUUGUGACAAACUUCUAG
Molecule: messenger RNA, 1185 nt
Organism: Coccidioides posadasii C735 delta SOWgp
Lineage: Eukaryota; Fungi; Ascomycota; Eurotiomycetes; Onygenales; Onygenaceae
Source: RefSeq, a predicted model, not a curated record